Messenger RNA from Leptosia nina, 1464 nucleotides. NCBI's taxonomy places the organism in Eukaryota, Metazoa, Arthropoda, Insecta, Lepidoptera, Pieridae. The record is from the annotation of a GenBank genome assembly.
AUGGCUAAAGUUGAUAUUAAAUACACUAAGUUGUUUAUUAACAACGAAUUCGUGGAUGCUGUUAGCAAGAAAACGUUUCCUACCAUCAACCCUCAGGAUGAAUCCAUCAUCACUCAAGUGGCUGAAGGAGACAAGGCUGACGUAGAUCUAGCAGUUGAUGCUGCUGUAAAAGCCUUCCACCGUUAUUCAGAAUGGCGCACCAUGGACGCCUCCCAAAGAGGCAGACUUCUAAACAAGAUCGCCGAUCUCAUGGAGAGAGACGCGAAGUAUUUAUCCGAACUUGAAACUUUGGACAAUGGCAAACCAGUGGCUCAAGCUUUCGGCGAGGUCAUCUGGGCUUCUCAUGUGGUUAGGUAUUAUGCUGGUAAAGCUGACAAAAUCCUUGGGAACACUAUUCCAGCAGACGGAGAAGUUAUCUCAAUGACUAUGAAGGAACCAGUGGGUGUCUGCGGACAAAUUCUACCAUGGAACUACCCAAUUCCCAUGUUCGUAUGGAAAAUUGCUCCAGCUUUGGCUGCUGGCUGUGUGGUCAUCGUAAAGCCAGCAGAACAAACGCCCCUCACCGCGUUGGCUAUGGCAGCUCUGGUGAAAGAAGCAGGAGUGCCUGCAGGUGUUGUUAGUGUCAUAACUGGUUAUGGCCCUACCGCUGGCGCGGCACUGACUAACCACCCACGCGUUGAUAAAAUGGCGUUCACUGGUUCCACUGAGGUCGGUCGAAUUAUUAUGAAAGGUGCUUCAGCUGUUAACCUCAAGCGUGUGACUCUCGAGCUCGGAGGCAAAAGUCCUUUGGUCAUCUUUAAUGAUGCUGAUGUUGAGAAAGCAGCAGAAAUUGCUCACAGAGCUGCCUUUGCUAAUGCUGGGCAAUGCUGUGUAGCUGGUACCAGGACCUACGUACAAUCGGGCAUCUACGACAAAUUCGUUGCUAAAGCAGCAGAAAUUGCCAAGAAGAGAACAGUUGGAAACCCGUACGAAAGCGUUCAACAAGGUCCACAGAUUGACACAGAAAUGUUCACCAAAGUCAUGGGCUACAUAGAGGUUGGUAAGAAGGAGGCUCGUUGCGUAGCUGGUGGUGGUCGCCACGGAAAUGUUGGUUUCUUCGUUCAACCCACAGUCUUUGCUGAUGUUACCGACAACAUGAAAAUUGCCAGAGAAGAGAUUUUCGGGCCAGUCCAAAGCAUUCUGAAAUUCGAAACCUUUGAAGAAGUUGUGGACCGCGCCAACGAUUCUAACUAUGGCCUCGGUGCUGGCGUUGUAACCAAUGACGUGACUACAGCUUUAGCUUUUGUAAAAUACGCUCGUGCUGGAACCGUAUGGGUAAACACUUACGAACAUGUCGCAGUCCAGACACCGUUUGGUGGCUUUAGAGAGUCAGGCAUCGGUCGUGAAUUGGGUGAAGACGGAAUUCAACAAUACUUAGAAAACAAGACUGUUACUAUCAGCCUACCAAAGAAAGCAAUGUUGUAA